AUGGUAGACUCGCGAAGGGAAGAAACAGACACCUACAUUCGCGGGGUCUGCUUUGCGCCCAUUCUACUCGUCAUGGGACUUUUGGUCCUCAUCUUCAACGAAAGCCACGUUCGAACACAACACAAAAUCUUUCGCAAUACCAUCAAAUCAGUCACCAAUGUGGAUGCGGAUUCUCCCAUCAAGACUGAAAAUGAUGGCAAAUUGAUUCAUUUGUAUGGAUGGGCCAAAGUUUCUUCUACAGGAAAGGUGCAAGAUCCCUUGUUUGGAGUUUCCAAGACCGGCAUUGUCAAAUUGAAGCGUUAUGUGGAGAUGUAUCAAUGGGACGAAGAAGCCCUUUCUUCUGAAACCUUUGAAUACAACAAGGCAUGGGAAAAUGAUUUGAUUGAUUCAACGGAAUUUGAAGAACCUGACAAAUAUUCGAAUCCAACUUCCUUUCCUUUUGCUUCCGGUACUUAUUAUGCUGACGCUGACGAUGACGAUGAGGAAGAACAAGAAUCAACCAAACUUGGCAACUAUUUCUUGUCAGCUAAUGUCCUGGAGACAAUGAAUUGGUUCCAAGACUAUGAUGGAACCAUUUCCAUCAAUACUGUUACUGACGAAUCGACCAAGAACAGUCUGCGAAUCUACAGUGAUGAGGAUAGUGGUGAUGUUGAUGGUCCUAGUAAGCAAUAUUACUACACUGGUGACGACCCCACUUCACCCGAGGUGGGCGACGCCCGAGUUUCUUUUCAACAAAUCCCCGAACAAGUGAUCAGUGUGGUGGCCAUGCAAACCAGUGGCGGAGGUCUUGCACCCUUUGAAACGGCGCCAGCAAAACAGCAACAACAAGGCAAAACCAGUACUAUUCUAUUGGUGGAACCGGGAUGGCGCAGUGCCAAGCAAAUGAUGACUCGGGCUCAUGCAAAUGCAACUUUGUGGAAGGGAUGGUUGAGACUGUUUGCGUUCAUUUUGAUCAUUGGUGGAUUCAAAAUCAUCGUGGAACCAAUGUCAGUCAUUGCGGAUGUUGUUGAAGAUCAAUUCCCAUUCUUUGCCGAUUUAGUAUACAGUGCAAGCAAUGGUGCAGUUGCCUACUUUUCAGGAUUUACAUUCAUGACUGUCAUGGCACUUUCGUGGAUUACCUAUGCUCCCCUUACCAGUUUGUUUCAACUUGGAUUGGUGGCCUUUUCAACUCAAAUUGCAAGAAGAAUGAUUCGAUCUGAACGGGUCCCCAAGGUCACUAGUAGGGCGACCUAUGGUUUUGAUCAAUUCUAUGAAAUGCUUCCCAUGGAUACUAGUGGUAGUAACAACGUUGUUUAA
Messenger RNA from Cylindrotheca closterium, 1296 nucleotides. Lineage: Eukaryota; Bacillariophyta; Bacillariophyceae; Bacillariales; Bacillariaceae. The record is from the annotation of a GenBank genome assembly.